Zootoca vivipara (common lizard) is the source of this 2588-nucleotide messenger RNA. NCBI's taxonomy places the organism in Eukaryota, Metazoa, Chordata, Lepidosauria, Squamata, Lacertidae. The record is from RefSeq and is a predicted model, not a curated record.
AUGAUGAGUUCUAAUCAGGAGGAAGUCACUUUGGGCACUUUCCUCCAGUAUAUUGAAGAUAUGGGCAUGAAGGCCUAUGAUGGUUUGGUUAUACAGAAUGCAUCUGACAUUGCUCGAGAGAACGAUCGGAUGAGGAAUGAAACGAACCUGGCUUACUUGAAAGAAAAGAAUGAAAAACGUCGGAAACAAGAAGAAGCAAUAAAACGCUUAGGUGGUGAAGUGGUGAGAGGAAAUGAAGGAAGCUACAUUGGCAAGCAUUUCCGCAUGGGAUUUAUGACAAUGCCCGCCCCUCAGGACAGACUGCCUCAUCCUUGUUCGAGUGGCUUUUCCGUGCGAUCCCAGUCGCUUCAUUCUGUUGGAGGUACCGAUGACGAAAGCAGUGGCUGCUCCCGCAAACAACCCCCACCGAAACCGAAACGAGAUCCCAAUACCAAACUAAGCACAUCCUCUGAAACUGUAAAUGCUGGAACAACAAGUAAGGGUGGAAAGUUUCCAGACCGAACUGAAGUGUCGGCCAAACCAAGGCCUCACAGCGAUGAAUACACAAAGAAGGUUCCUCCCCCUAAGCCGAAACGGAACCCAAACACUCAGCUAAGUGCAUCUUUUGAUGAGACGUACAUCAAAAAACAUGGCCGCACAAAGUCAACACUAAGCAGGGAUACCUCCUUAUCACAGGUCAGCAGUCCUGCUCCAGAUACUGAGGAAGACGAACCGGUUUAUAUCGAAAUGGUCGGAAAUAUACUUAGAGACUUUAAAAAAGAUGAGGAGGAUCAAAGUGAGGCAGUAUAUGAGGAAAUGAAAUACCCCAUCUUUGACGAUGGAGGCCAAGAUUCAAAAUGUCCAUGUGAGUAUGACCAUCACAGCUGUUCUUCUCAGUGUGCUACUCCCACAGUGCCUGACCUUGAUUUCACCAAGUCCUCAGUGCCAUCCACUCCCAAGGGUGUGCUUUGUGAUAUACCCCCACCAUUUCCAAAUUUGCUUUCUCAUAGACCUCCACUCCUGGUAUUUCCACCUGCACCAGUGCAAUGCUCCCCAAAUUCUGAUGAAUCUCCUUUAACACCACUGGAAGUCACAAAGCUUCCUGUGCUAGAAAACGUGUCUUAUAUCAAGCAGCAAGCUGGAGCUUCUCCAUCGUCACUGCCACCUCACACGCCAAGUCAUCAAAAACUGGAGAAAGACCAGACAGCAUCUCAUGGAACUAGUACUCCAGGACAUUCUUCUUCCCCUCCACAUCCUUCCACCUUAUACAGAACACAGUCUCCGCAUGGCUAUCCCAAAAGCCACUCUGCCUCCCCCUCUCCUGUGAAUAUGGGUCGGUCACUUACCCCCUUAAGUCUCAAAAGACCUCCUCCUUACGAUUCUGUACAUUCAGGAAGUCUCUCAAGAAGUUCUCCAUCAGUGCCUCAUUCUACAGCCAGGAGCAUAUUGCAAGAAGGAGGGAAAAUGGUAAACACCUCUGUCAAUACCUACGGGUCAUCAUCGCAAAGUAGUUCCCGUUCUAGAACACCUACCAGUCCUCUAGAGGAAUUAACCAGCCUUUUUACCUCAGGACGAAGCUUACUGAGGAAAUCCUCCAGCGGAAGAAGAUCUAAAGAGCCUGCAGAGAAACCAUUAGAUGAGCUGAAGAUCAGGAGCCACAGCACUGAGCCACUACCAAAGCUGGAAAACAAAGAGAGAGGAGGUCACCAUGGGGCAUCUUCCUCCAGAGAGCCAAUCAAAGCUCAGGAAUGGGAUGGCACACCAGGACCCCCGCUUGUGUCUAGCAGACUCGGAAGGUCUUCUGUUAGUCCAACCAUGUUGGCAGGAAAUAAUAGCUCAGUGCUACUCCUGUGCUGGUCCCAGAACACCAGAGACAAAAUAGAGCCGAAAGCAAGCUGCAGAUUAGGACGAUCUGCAUCCACAUCCGGUGUGCCUCCUCCCUCCGUUACUCCUCUCAGGCAAGCCAGCGAUCUGCAACCGAGCCAGAAUCAACCCCACUGCACACCCAAUAGGAGAGGGAAGAAACCCACCAGAACCAGGAGAGAACAACCACUUCCACAGCCUAGUAGCGUAAACAAUUACAGUAAAGUGACAUGUAUGCAGUGGUUGCACGGAGACCAUACAAUGCUGGAAAUGAUUGAGAAAAAGCGUUGCCUGUGCAAAGAAAUCAAGGCACGGCAGAAAUCCGAGAAAGGACUUUGCAAACAGGACAGCAUGCCUAUCUUGCCGAGUUGGAAGAAGAACACAGGGUCCAAGAAGUACAGCCCCCCUCCGUAUUCCAAGCAACAAACCGUUUUCUGGGACACUGCAAUAUGAUAGGAGCGUGAGGGGCUAUCUUCCGCACAUUGCUACAAACAUGCACUGUCAGCCUAUCUUCCUAAUAAGGUGGUGGCUGGGACUUAAUUUUCAGGUGAAGAACUACCUAGGGAUAAAGCUUGCUAAAGCGGUACCCACCUGUCAAUCAAAAGAAAAAUCUAUGUCUCCCACUAAAUGAAGGCAUGCACAAUUUUGAGGAUUCUUUGGGAUCCAGAAAAAAAGAAAGAAAGAUGUAAAUAUUUUGCCAAUCUCUUAAAAAAAAACCUGAGACAAUACACUAUUUAAAAUAUAAU